Molecule: messenger RNA, 1467 nt
Organism: Kwoniella botswanensis
Lineage: Eukaryota; Fungi; Basidiomycota; Tremellomycetes; Tremellales; Cryptococcaceae
Exons: 7
Coding region: 1-1467 (488 amino acids)
Biological process (GO): transmembrane transport
Molecular function (GO): transmembrane transporter activity
Source: RefSeq, a predicted model, not a curated record
AUGGCGCAAUACGAAGAAGAUCGAAAAUCCGAAGUGGUAGAGGUACCUGCCCAUGCCCAUUUACCUGGUAUGGACACCACGACCGAAGUACAAGUUGUACCCACCCCUGCCGCUCCGAAAUCAAGAUGGGAUUCCAUUUACCGAAGUUCCCUCUUCCAGAUCUGCGUUGUAUCGGCUCUGGCCUUUUGUGGACCAGCUAUGGCAGAUGCUAUCUCUGGUCUUGGUGGAGGUGGUCAAGCUACCCCUUAUACAGUCAACGCCGCACAAUGUGCCUCGUACUGCGCUGUGGCGGUGAUCUCCCUUUUGGGAGGUCCUUUGGCUUCUCGAAUGGGUAUCAAGUUGAUGUUGAUCGUUGGUGCUUCCACCUUCGCUAUCAACGGGUCUGCGUACUACGUCAACAGUAAAUACGGUGUACAAUGGUACUUAAUUUUCGGACGAUUCCUUUACGGUGCCGGUUUCGGAUUUUGGUAUGUUGCCGAAGCAGCCAUCAUCCUGUCCUAUCCUGAAGAGGGACGAAGAGGAAAGUAUCUUGCCAUCUGGGUCGGUGCACGAAACCUUGGUCAACUUGUCGGAGGUUCAAUCUCCCUCGCUCGAAAUGCCAAAGCCGCCGCCGCGGGUGCUAUCGCCACUUCGACCUACCUUAUUUUCGUAGCUAUCGAAGCUGUUGGUUUCCCAAUAUCAUUCUUGAUCUCACCUCCUCACAAGGUCAGACGAUCCGACGGCGUACCAAUCUUACUCGCUGCUAAACAACCAUGGAAGACUGAAUUCCUCUUACUCUGGCAAUGUGUUAUGUCCAAGCAAAUGCUUUUGCUUGCCCCCAUCGGUUUCUAUUCUUACUUCUACGGCGGAGUGCUCAGUACCUACUUGACCAACUAUUUCACCGUCCGAGCCAGAGCAUUGUCAAGUUUCAUUGUUCCCUCCGGAAUCAUCGUCUUCACUUCGAUCUUCGGUAGAUUCUUCUUGGAUAAUCGACGAUGGAAUCAACGACUCAGAGCUCAAGUUGGCUUCGCGGUAUUCAUGGUCCCCUCCAUGGCUUGUUUCGCAUGGUUGAUCGUGAACCAAACCAAGUUUAUGAAAAUGUCAAAAGCGCCAAAAUACGAUUGGAACUCUUCUGGAUGGGCUAACGCUUACAUCCCUUUUUACAUUAUGCAAAUUUGUGGAUACCUGUGUCAAACUUACAUCUACUGGUUGAUCUCUUGUUUCACCGCGGAUGUUCAAGGAAAUGCUCGAACGGGAGGUGUCUUCAGAUGUGUUGAGGCUGUCGGUCAAGCUGUAUCGUACGGUAUCAACUCGAACGUCAAAACCAAGAUGAUCCCUCUUGCCAUCAACUUUGGUCUCGCCGGUUUCUGUAUCCCUUUCACCAUUGCGAUCAUCCAGAAAGUCCCAACCUGGAGAGAAGACGCUGCGAACAGACCGAUCGAUUACGAUCAAGAGGAAGGUGGGAAGAAUGAUGAAUUGAGAGGUUAA